AUGAAAUCGAAAAAAAGAGAAAAAUCUUUAAUAAAAGAACUUGAUGCAAUAAGAUCGUUAAAAAAUGAAAGUAUAGAUUUGAAAGAGUUGGAAGAUAAAAUGGUUAAAUUAAUUGAGAAAGCAGCCCAACAUUAUUAAGAUUAAUUAGAUAAUAAUAUGGCUCAAUUUUAUUUUGAAUAUGGAAGCAUUUUAGUUUAAAUAUUAGAAUAAUCUCAAGAUUCUGUUGAAAAUUCAUUAAAUUGUGUAGAGAUUUCUAGAAAUGAUAGAGAAUUAAAAAAUACAUAAUUGGCUUUUGAGAAUUUAGAAGCAGCAAAGACAAUCAUACGUAAUAGACUUGAUAAGCAAAAUAUUGAGAUGUAUAAAUUGUAGGAAUAGUUGCAAUGUAAGAUAUUAUAGAUUAUCAUAGAAAUUAGAUAAAAAAUAAAUGAAACAGAAUUAGAAAUGAGUUUAAUAUUAAUAAGAAUAGGAGAUCUUUAAACUUGGAGAGAAGAUUAUAAGGAUGGAUUAUUAAAUUUUUAUGCAGCAUUAGAAAUUUUAAAAAAUUCAUAUAAUUAUAAAGAACUUAGUGCAGUUCAUUUUAAAAUAGGAAAUGCAAUUUUAUUAUAAAAUGAAAAUGGAUGCGAGAAAUUAAGUUUGAAUCAUUUAGAGUAAUCUUUUAGAAAUUGUUACUUAUAACUUUAUAAGAAAGAAUGUGAUUUUGAUUUAAGUGAAAAGAAUUUAACAAAAAUUGUAAUUGAUAAUGAUUUACUAAAAAUGUUAAUAGAAAAAAUGGAAGAUACUUAUAUUUAGUUAAAUGAAAUUAAUGCAUGUUAGAAAGAGAUUGAAAAAUGGAAAAGUUCAGAACCAAUUUUGUAACAGGAAAUAUAAUAUUUAGGUAAGAUUAGUAGAUAAUCUAAUCAAAUAAAUGGUAUAAAAAUUAAAAGAAAAAUUUGA
Messenger RNA from Paramecium sonneborni, 933 nucleotides. NCBI's taxonomy places the organism in Eukaryota, Ciliophora, Oligohymenophorea, Peniculida, Parameciidae. The record is from the annotation of a GenBank genome assembly.